CGACGCCAGGCGUUCCGGGGAAAGGCAAGGCAGCCGGCCCCGGCGGGAGGCUCGGUUUGCUGGUGCCGGUUACAAGUGUCCGUUUCCCAUCGAUUUAAAUGAAGAAACCGUGAGAGCCCUCGCCCUGCCAGGCCCCUGAGUCCAUGGAGCUGUCGUCCGCGAGGGCACUGCUUGUGGGAGAGGUUGGAGUCCCGAGCUGACUGCCAAGAGCGCGCCACCGAGCUGCGGGCGGCCAGGGUGCAGGGCCAGCGGGUAGGGACAGUGUUGUAACCUGACAGUGCCAGUAGCACACUGAUUUAUUUCUGCGUUUACUUUCUGGAGGAGCAUUUCACGUUAAUAAAAAGAGUGAUAGGAAGCAUUAUUAUGUCUCUCCCGAAAACGCCAUCCUCGCCAUUGAUCUCCCCAGCGUCUUAUGACCGUAGGAAGUCAAAAGUAUCUGCGGUCAAGGAGACAAGAGGACUUCCUGACAUAAGGGAGAAAAAAAAUCUGGUGGAUUGUUCCAAACCCCUUCCUACUUCCCUUCAGAAUGAGUUCAUCCCUGAGGAAGUUCUGCUUUCUCUGACCUACGCAACCAGUGCUGGUCCUUGUCCUGAAAAUUUACUGCCUCCUAUGAAAGUUAAAACCCCACAGGGUACCCUUCCACGUGCUGUAGACCAUGUCUGGCAGCACCCCAUUCGUAGGAGAAAAUUCAAAUACCUGAUUGACCAUCCUGUCUCCCUAACAGGAGCUGCAAGGGAUAUUUCUUUUCUAUAUGAUGUUAAAUAUGUAAAAGGAGAGACUAGAGAGAAUGCAGUUUGUCCCCCACAUUCAGACCAUGCAUUACAAUCCAAAAAUGAUCACAACAAGAAUGGUGGUGUCAUCGUGCCUCAUAAGCCAAAGAGAUUAACAGACAGUCUCAUUCCAGAAGAAUUCCAUAUUGUGUCAAGUACAGGAGUUUCAGGUUUGGAGUGCUAUGAUGACAAAUAUACUACUCUUCUCACGGAUAGUGAAAACAGGCUAUUGCUCUUCCCAUCCAUGAAACCUAACAGAAGAGUGGAAGUGGUCCAGCUGAAGGAAGUGAUGGAUACUAUGCUAGAGAGGGCUGGUGUAGAAAAUCGGGAAUAUGCAGGACCAACCAAGAUGCACCAGCUACUGCAUAUGUUAAAGAAGGAGCAGACCAUUUACAACACAGUAUUUCAUGAACUUAUUCGACAAGUCAGUGUAGACUGUGCAGAUAGAGGAGAACUACUGUCCAAAAUCAGAGAGAGGUAUGUGCAAAUGCUUGACCAAAUUGCCAGGCAGAUGACUGAUUUCUAUAAAGACCUGGUAACUCAGAGAAUAAUGGAUCAGCGCAUUUUAGAAGAAUUGUAUAAUUUCAAGAAUGUUAUUGAGGAAUUGACCAGGGAACUGUGUCUGGUUCGGUCACAUGAUAUGAAAUUAACAAAGGAAGCAGAGAAAGCCCACAAGGAUUUGGCACAGGCUGUUUUAGAUGCUGAAAAGAAUGCCAGGAUUGUAGAAGAGUACCACAACUUAUAUACAUUACAAAGAGGAAGGAUGGAGGCUGAUAUUAGACAGUUAAUGGAAGAAAGAGAUAUCUGGAGCUCGGCCACACAUAAAUUAGCCCUAAAGGUAAUUGAAAGAAAUGGAGUCAUAUUGGCUAAGAGGCUCUACCUCAAUGAAAAAAGCUGGAAUAAAUAUACUAAGCAUUUCAUCACAUUGCUGUCAAACAAAGAUACCACAGACCUUGCAUUGUUGCAGAAAUUGACACACAAAUGGAGAAACUUACUGAACAAAUUUAAACAGGAUGUGGAACAAACUGAAGAGACUACAAAGGAGAAAUUGCAAAUUAUUAAGGAUGGCCUUAUCAAAUGGCAGCAGUUCUAUGAAAAUAUGGGAGAAGACAUUCCAUCCCCCAAUAAAGGAAAUAUAUUUGAUUUGGUUGUUUCAGACUUCAAGCAGUGGCAAAGGGAAUUAAAUGAAGAAAAGGAAAAUUAUACUGCGGAUCUCCUAGUGUCAAAAUAUGAUACUCUCAAGAUUAUUAAGCAUUUACAGGAGAGCUGGGCAGAUACUGGAAUGGGGAUACUUUGUCGCCAUAAAAGUGUUGAGGGGAAGAUGCCAGCAGAACAACAAUACUUGGUGGAAAUGAUGAAAAGCAUAGGAAGACUCUACAAAGAAUAUGAAAUAAGGAUAAAUGGGGACAACGGUGUCUCUAAAUUUAUUGCAAAUUUGAUUGGUUCCUUUGACUUCUGCUCUUUCAAGUUGGAAAACUUCCUGGAACUUUCUGAGAAACCUCUUGAAGAAUGGAAUGGAGUUAAUGAAAAAAUCAGUGAAAUGAAAUCUCAAUUGGAUUUAUUGCUGAGUAUUAUUGGCACUGCUCCACAGUUCAUGGACAUGGAUUCUGGCUCGGUACUCCAAGGACAUAUAUUUAACAUGAUUCAACAGUGGCUUUUGAACAUAGGCAAUGAAAUUAACAACAGCCGCACAGAACUUCAGCGCCAUAUGGAUGAGUUGCAUAUAUCUAUGACCCAGUGGUUGGUAAAUUUGCUGAUUAUAAUGAUUCCUGACUUUACUGACCAUCAAACUCUCCCAAAGAUGGAAGAGGAAGGUGCUGAGAGCCAUGAUGUGGGAAUUGCACAGUUAGAACUAGACGCGGUUGUACUGGCGAAAAAGUUGUCCCAAGACACCACCUAUUUGAGCAGUUGUUGCAAAGGGAUGGUAACAGCAAUGGCUCUGAAUAAAGCAGCUCAUUCAGAAAAAAAUCCUGCUAAGGAACUUCGGGAACUGGAUAACAUAAAGAAAGAAUGUUAUGGAUGGAUCAACACCUGCUCUCACCUCCUUUCUGAGCUCAAAGACAAAAAAAUCAACUUAUUGACACAUGAAGAAAAAGAGAAACUACUUGAAGAAGAGGACAUUAUAAAAGAAUUGAUUGAGCCUGAAAUAGACCAGCCCAUUCAAGAGGAUGAAGGAGAAAAUGAGGAGGAUGAGAAACCUCAGAAGGAAGAAGAAGCAGAGAAAGUAGAAGAGAAACCUUCAACAUCUACAGAGAAGGAAAAAGUCAUUCGAUUCAUUGGAGAAGAUGAAAAUGUUCAUUCCAAACCUCUGUUUGAAGCAGAUGCAUUAUCUUCCUGGAGAGAAUCAGCUAACCAAGGCACACUGGCCCACAAAUACCUUGAAGCAAUGGCUGUAAUUGAACAUAUGCAGACGAAGCUGAUGGAGGUUGAAAGCAGAGCCAGAAGGGCAGAGGAAAGGUUUGAGGAUGUAAAUGAAAAGUUUCAUCAUACUCUCAUAAGAAAUAAAGACCUGGAGAAGAAACUGGAGGAAAUAGUGCUUAAGCCGAGACAAGAGUUGGAAAAAGGAGAGGAAAAUGAGGUAGUAAAAGCAGAGGAAGAAAAAGAAGAAAAAGAGGAGGAGGAAGAAGUCAGGCCAGUAGAAAGUAUCAUACAAUCUCAAAAGAAAGAGGCACCACGCAACGUUAAAUCCAAAACUCGGACCAAAUCCAGUAAUAAGCCUAAGCCCAAGUAACAUCCAGUAGAGCACAAGGGUUCACAGUGCUGUGUCCCUGGACACGCCCGGCAUUGCUGAGCUGUGGAGCUGACAACAUGCCGCACUUGGAGGAUUCCCUUUGCAACAACUGCUAGAAAAGCCACGGUAUGCAAGCCAAGAGCAUUUUCUCUCAGCACAGCAGUGGCCAUAGGGACUCCGUGUAUUCAUUUAUUCCCAGAUUAA
Messenger RNA from Fukomys damarensis (Damara mole-rat), 3705 nucleotides. It is a transcript of the gene Axdnd1, whose product is annotated as axonemal dynein light chain domain containing 1. The transcript has 26 exons. The coding region runs from base 364 to 3501 and encodes 1045 amino acids. NCBI's taxonomy places the organism in Eukaryota, Metazoa, Chordata, Mammalia, Rodentia, Bathyergidae. The record is from RefSeq and is a predicted model, not a curated record.